AUGGUGGGUGUUCAGAAGAAUCAAAGGGAUGCCAAAACAAUACAAGAGAAAGAUUAUUUUCCAAAGUUUCUCAUGUUGCCACUGCCGUUCACAAAAAUAAGGUCAAAUGAGACUACACCAAAAAGAGUUGAGGAUAAAAAGCCAAACUCACCACAAAGCUCAAAGAUCGAGUCAUUCAGAUUCACUGAAACCUGGUCGCAACUCCUAGAACCCGAAAACCUCCAAGAGUUCACUAACAUGGACGUCGGAAUAUACAUGAAUGGGAACAUAAUGUAUUUAUUUUUUGAAAAUUUCCUGAUGGAUGCAAUCUUGGGAGAAAACUUUCAAGGCCCAGCAGCAGUGUACAACCACGGUAGAAUUCUAUCAGUAAAUAAUGAAUGUUUGAACAGAGGAAUAAAGAAAGGAAUGUAUGUCGAAACAUCACUAGAUAUAUGUAAAGAUAUGAAACUCGUUAAGUACGACUGGGAUAAGGUAAACGAAAGAGGAUUGCGAAUCAUUAGGCUCCUGAAAAAAUAUACGGAUCGCAUUCUCUCUCCGCAAUACAACGAGUUUUAUCUACAGAUUUCAUAUACAGAAUGUAGAAACUUGCUGGAAACCGUUUGCUCAAACACAGAUGAGAACAUUUGUAACCUUGCAAUCCAGAUCUCAAGAGAAGUCCCUGGAGAUCCAGUAAUAGGUAUUGGAAAGAACAUGCUUGUCUCAAAGUUGGCAUCAAAAAGGUGUCGAAACCUGAAAAUCAAUUCCCAAGAAUCUGAGUACGAUUAUGACCUUUCACCAGUCCUCUGUAUAACGUCAAUUUAUGGUGGGUGUUAUAUGGUUUCAGAUAAAAUUUGUAUAGUGACCGAUGGAUUCAGGUUCCUAAACAACGUUUACUUAAGUGAGAUUCCUGGGGUGGGUUACCUCUCCCAAGUUUUGAAGAGUAAGGGCCUAGUAACGUGUAAUGAUGUUCGUAAGAUAGGUACACCCUUGUGUUUGCAAUCAGUUUUGGGAGGCAGGAUUGGUAAACUGGUAUACAAUUUCUGUUUCGGGUAUGAUUACAGAUGCGCAAACUUGCCCAAGAAACAACAGGAUUUCUUUUUGAACAAAUCAUUCAUGAGCUGUGUAACGAUCGGAUCACAAAAUUCCAGCAUCUCAAUUUGUGAUAAUUGUACUCAAAAUUCAACCAAACAGAAUGAACCAGAAAAGGAACAAGAGGAAUCAAAGUCAAGUUCUAAAGGACCAAGUCAAGAAACUGUAGGGGAUAGUGAAGGAGGUAAUCUUGAAAGAGGAUCUGAAGAAAGAGUGCUUAGAAAAUUACUCAGCAAAGUAUUAAAAGAUCUUUGUUCUGUGUAUUCACUAUUUGACAAGUGUAUUAUUAAUUAUUCCAUCAAGUACAAAUGCAGUGUUAAACUACAUAUACACUCUGACACCCAAUACACCAAGACUAUCACUUCUAUCCUGGACAAACAGUCACUGAGACACACAAUCAACAGUCUAUACGACAAAAUUAAGAGUGAAUUCGGAAUUGAGUUUUCCCAAAUAAAAAAGAUGGAGCUGGAAAUACUCGAUGUCGUUAGAGUUGAGCAAGAUAACACAAUCAUCGAUAAGUUUUUGAAGGAAAGGAAUCCAACAAGCCAAGAAUCACAAAGCCCUUUCAGAUUUUCGUUUCCUUCAUCAUCUAGUGCUACAGUUACUCCUAAUGACUCCAUAUAUUCACCAAGUGAAAUGUGCACUCCCACACGUAGACUAAACGGCUGGAAACUGGACUCCAUUUCUCUAGAUUCCAAGACACCUCAAAGUCAAACUAAAUCGAUAAGCUCCAUCAGUGCUUCUAGAACUCUUAAUACUCCGAAUAUUCUAGGAUACCUGGAAUUCAAAGGGCAAGUUUCACAAAAAUCUAAUCCCGAUUCCAGUGUUGACUCCAAGACUAGGACUCCCUCCAGGUCACGCAGGUCUCUAAAACUUUCUAGGGGACAGAAAUAUAUCACUGAGUACCUCUCUCCGUCGAAGUUUGAAUUUUCUUAA
This is a messenger RNA of Theileria annulata, 2004 nucleotides long. RefSeq lists its product as uncharacterized. Lineage: Eukaryota; Apicomplexa; Aconoidasida; Piroplasmida; Theileriidae. The record is from RefSeq and is a predicted model, not a curated record. Gene Ontology annotation, biological process: error-free translesion synthesis; error-prone translesion synthesis. Gene Ontology annotation, molecular function: deoxycytidyl transferase activity; DNA-directed DNA polymerase activity. Bases 1 to 2004 code for a protein of 667 amino acids. Gene Ontology annotation, cellular component: nucleus. The transcript has 3 exons.